Molecule: messenger RNA, 2654 nt
Organism: Melampsora larici-populina 98AG31
Lineage: Eukaryota; Fungi; Basidiomycota; Pucciniomycetes; Pucciniales; Melampsoraceae
Exons: 9
Coding region: 34-2178 (714 amino acids)
Molecular function (GO): protein binding
Source: RefSeq, a predicted model, not a curated record
AUCAACUUUCAAAUAACCAACUUCAUUCACGACAUGGCCUCUCAUCAUCCUCAUCCAUCUCACCCUCACUAUGCUCUUCGUCCCGUUGUCGGUCCUCCCGUCGGUGCUGCUCCCGCUCCUCCUCCACAGAGGAUCACUGAAUUAUUAGAUUGCGUUAAACAAGAAUAUGAUAGUCUUCAAACUGAAGCUCAACACCUCAAAUCUCAAACCCAAGAGUUCGAAUCACAUGUGGGUACAUGCACCUCGGAUCUUACUCAACUUAGGGAACAACUUUAUCAACUAGAACGAGAACAUCAAAAACUCAAAACUCAAUACGAUGAAGAGCUACGUCGACUUCAUCUUGAACUCGAGCAACGCGGCACGUCAGGUCCUGCUGGCCCUAUCUCUCACGAUUCUCGCGGACCUCCCAAUCUUCCCAGUUCAGCUACUGCGCCACCACCCUCAAAUUCCUUUGGUGGCAUUGUAAACGCUAGUGGUCCUGUCAGCACUCCCACCGGUACUCAUGGUAGCCACGUCUCCUCCAUUCCUAAUAACUCUAAUCCAUCCGGACCGAUCAUGCAUAUCGAGGGAAACUUCCCUUCUAGAGAAAGAGAAGGACUCUAUGCUAAUGGAUCUUCUCAACGUGAAGGAAUCCUUUCAGAACAUCCUAAUAAACGAAUUCGUACUGAACGUGAUCGGGAAAAUGAAAUCGAUCCUCGUCAUCCUGGUUCAGCGAUUUGUCAUGUCCCAUCAGGUGGAGUGGCUAGCCCACCUGUGUUACCCAAUGCAGCUGCACGUGCUCCUGAUCCGAAACCCAAACUUAAAACCAACGAAGCUCCAUACUCGAAGUUGAGCGUUUCUACUCCGCCACACAUGUAUGGCAAUUCUUAUCACCAACGUGGCGAAGGACAUCCUCCCAGUGCCUCUCAUCAUCUCUCCGGUCCAUCUGCUUUACCUCCACCAGUUGGUGCCUCCAACCCACCACCUUCUACGGCUCCUUCGGGUACACCAGGGCCACCACCUACGCCUGGGGGCAAUGCAAACGUCUUGCUAGAUCUCGAUCCCGAUACGCUUCCUAGUAGUAUGAAGAAGGAAGGUGGCGAUUGGAUGACAAUGUUCAAUCCUAAAGUCAAGCGAGUUUUGGAUGUAGGAUUAGUACAUACUUUAGUACACGAUAGUGUGGUUUGUUGUGUCAAGUUUUCUCCGGAUGGACUUAUCUUGGCUACAGGUUGCAAUCGACAUACAACGCUAUACAGUACACGUACAGGUUCUAAGAUUUGUACACUUUUGGAUGAGAGUCAUAAUACCAAGGCAGAUAAUUAUAUUCGGAGUGCUUCAUUUAGUCCAGAUGGAAAAUACCUUGCCACUGGAUCUGAAGAUCGCAUCAUUCGAAUUUGGGAAGUAGCCAAACGAAGGAUUGUGAAUCGAUUUCAAGGUCACAAAUCCGAAAUUUACUCACUUGCCUUCUCGCCUGAUGGGUCAAUAUUGGUAUCCGGUUCAGGUGAUAAGACUGCACGAAUUUGGGAUAUGGAACAAGGAUUAUGUACAUUUCAUUUAUUAAUUGAAGAUAUCACUGUGACUGAGAAUGGACCAGUAGAUGCAGGAGUGACAUCAGUUUGUGUAUCACCAGAUGGAACACUUUUAGCAGCUGGAUCAUUAGAUACAGUCGUUAGACUUUGGGAUACAUCAACAGGACAUUUAUUAGAUAAAUUAAAAGGACAUAAAGAUAGUGUUUAUAGUGUUGCGUUUUCACCAGAUGGGAAAUUUUUGGUUUCAGGUAGUUUAGAUAAAACUUUAAAAUUAUGGGAUUUAGCUACACUUAAUCGAAAUAACAUGGUAAAUGCUUCAUUAGUAAAAAGAGAAGAUGGUGAGAAUGGUGAAAAAGUUACAACAGAUAGAGGGUUUGAUUCUUCUAGAGCUUCUACUGUUUGUACUACAACACUUACUGGUCAUAAAGAUUAUGUUUUAUCAGUAGCUGUUUCGCCUGAUGGAGCUUGGAUCAUGUCAGGUUCUAAAGAUAGAGGUGUACAAGUUUGGGAUCCCAAGACUGGGAUGGCACAAUUUAUGUUACAAGGACAUCGUAAUUCAGUGAUCUCAAUUGCAGUUUCUGAAGUUGGUGGACUCUUGGCAACUGGUAGUGGGGAUUGGAAUGCAAGGAUUUGGUCGUAUGAAGCUAUUGCAGAUCGAGAAUGUGUGUAAGAGAAAGAAAGAAUGUAGAAAAGGAUUAGAUUAUAAUAAAGCAGAUCAAGAAUCAGAAUCAGAAUCCAAAAAAAAUAAAUCAUCAUCAUCAUCAUCAUCAUUGAUUGUCUUGUGUGUGUUUUUUGUUUGAUUUGAAUAAGUUUGUGUGUGUGUAUGGGGUGGAGGAUUCGAGUUGAAAAAAGUGGUUGAUUUUUUUCUUUGGAAAUGAUGAUGAUAAUUUUGGAAUGUUUUUGUUUUUGUUUUUUUCUUUUGGUGGAUUGAUUGAUUGAUUGUUGAAUGGUUUGGGUUUUAGAUAGAGAUACUUUGAUCUGAUUGAGUUUGGUAUACAUACAUAAGCAAAUUUUUUUAUUAUUUGAUUUCUUGCUUGCUAGUAUAAUUUAAGUGAUGGGUUUUAUUUUGAUUCAGGUUAUUUGAGUAUAUACUGAUUGAAAAGAAAAAGAUUGUUUAAAGAAAGAAAUCAUUUGGUUACGUAUUUA